CUCUUCUAAGCGCCUAAGACCAUGCCUGUCACUCGAAAAGACAUGUCCUACUGGGAACUCUAAGGCACUCUGGUCUACAAUGCUUUCCGCCUCCCCAACAUGGCGCUUAAAACGUUCUGGAAUUUAUAGCAUGGGAUAUCUCGAAGCCGCUAUCACGUCGCUGCUCAAGGAUAGCACUCAGCUAACGAUCGCCUUCGAUUUUACUGUGCGGAACAACAGUAUCAGGAACCAGGUAUGAAGUCUCCAUAACGCGCGAGCAAAGCCCUGGUCAGAGACCCUCGGGUCCCUGCAGCUCGAGACGAACCCUAGAAGCGUGAAUCCGGAGUUGUAGCGUAGGGAGAAUGGCGUUUGCAAGUGUUGCAGGUAAACUCACACGUACACGCCAGCGUUUGUGCUGCUUCUCACUGCGAGUUUUUUCUCGAUAUUUCCAACAUCCUCGCAUCGCUCGCUUUGUUUUCGAUCGCCAGUACUACACCGCGAUGCCUCGUCUAAAGCAAGUCGUCAAGAUGAAGAAGAAGAAGCCAUCGAAUACGCUGGGGAUGCGUGACUUCGAACGCAGUCAGGCCGACCUGGACCGCAAGAUAGAGCAAUCCAGAAGCGUGGUGGAUGUCCCCUUCUCGUAUCCUACUUACACGCUCGUCUCGAAAGCAGCGCUCCCAACGUGUCCGGAGACCUGUCAAACCUGCGUCCAGCAUUACCUGCCGGAGUCCGCCGUUUCCAACCCGGCAAACCCACGCGCUAUGGUCGCUCACAGUGACUCCGAAGCCGCAAAGAUCACUGCAAGCUACGUUGAGGGCAUCCGCAACGAUCGUGAUGCCAUUAGCGCCCAGCUGGAAACGUACGGCGACCUCCUUCUGACACGAUGGCAGCGCAAGAGCGUGGAGAAGCGUGCUUCGAUUGUCCGUACAACUUUGCCGGAAAUUCACGCUCGCCGCUUUUCCAGCGCAUGGCUUCUUUAUGACAACAAGAGGGCUUUCGAAGCACAGUACUCAACCAUUGACCAGAAAAAGUUCAAAUCGCGCGGCUUUGAACAGUUAAUGGCAGACCAAAUGCAAGCCGUACAGAUCCACCACGACUCGCACCGCAAGCAGCAUCUCCUACCGUUUAUCGACGUCGAUACGCUAUCCCAAGACCCCACGAGCUUGUUGGCUCUACUCCAUUACCGCUGCAACUCCGACAUCGCCGACUGGGUAAUGCACGACUCCGAACAGCUCAGAGUUGGCUUCAAUUACACAAUGGGUCCGCCCGCUUUCAACCCACACUGCGUGAUCAUGUAUGGCACGCAUCUUGGCCGAUUGAUCCCAUGGAACCAACAGUCUGCACAUCGCCACGAUAUCAUCGGUUAUCCAAGAGCAGUGCUUAUAUUGGAGGCACAAGCCACUCUAUUCGCUUUCAUGCGUAAGACGGUUGAGGCUUUACUCGUUUCAGGUCUUCAGGGGGCAACGGCAGGUCAUCAAAAGUGGGAUGAACUCGUGGAGUCUGAAUUCGGAAAGAUUGGCCUGGCGCCGCUCGUAGGUCGACGUCUCGAAGCAUUUCGCAGUCCACCGCGGGUCGAUAUGGCCUCCACCAUCGAAUGCCUGACCGCGCAAACGAAUGCGAUGGUCGAUGAGCUAUGGCUGCAACAGACUGAUCCUCAGUACUUCCGCGCUCAUCUGAUGCAAGCGAAGAACAACGAGAUGCACGACCGCAUGACAAGGUGGUCGCGUGAGGAAUGGAUGUUAGAGUUUGCGUUGUGCUACAGUGUGUGGACCGACAACCUUCGAACUACUCUCAGACAAGCCUUGUCUGUUCUCAAGGUUCAGGAAGAGCUCGGUGGUGACAUACGACCAGGUAAAUCGCUGCCCGCUGGAUACGAGGCUAUGCUCGUGCUGUUUCAGGGACAUCUCGAGCAACUGUUUGAAGGUCAGCUCCGCGACCUUCAAGCUUUGGUGCCACAAGAGAGAUCUUUCCGGGACCAUUUCAACAUCCAGGACACUGGUAAGCCGAUGCUCAACAUAUCAUCGGAGAAGCUAUUUCUAGCAAACCCAAUGCUGUGGAACAUGAUGCAGCUUACCCUUAAACACCAAUCACAAGCACCCACAUUCCACCUGGCUUUCAUCGACCAUCUCAUGCGCGAAGAUGCGAAGGAAAAGAAUCGUAUUUCACCAGUGCUCGCUACACACAUAUCGAACAUGGUCGUCAUAGACGACAUUCUGUCGAGCUUGCGCCAUCAUCGACCUCGGCACGGAGUUUCCGUUGAUGCCGAGAUGCUUGCCAGAUUAGCUACAGGACAGCCGCGCACGCUACCGGAGCGCCAGCAGUCAGCCUUCGGACGCAUCUAUAUGUUGAAAGCCCCUAUGUGGGAGAAGCUCCAGGCUCUCAUGAAGCUAUCUCUCCCUGUGUCUGAAGGACCUGAUGUGCUGCUCAAACACCUGCCGCCACUCGACGAUGCAUCGUACGAGUUCUGGGAGAUGGCAUGUGUUAACUUCACGAUCUCAAUCGGGCACAGCAACCAGCAAGAGAAGCUGUACUCGGAUCCCUGGUACUUGAUUAGGAUUGGGUGCACGGAGGUGGAGAACGAGCGGAGAGCGUUGCGGUACGCUCAGUGGAAGCGGGCUGCCGAUCAGCGAGGCAGCUGCAAGCAACUGCAGGAUCACCAGCCUCCCAAGCCACCGAGCGCACUUUCACCCGUUGCACCGCAGCAGACUACCUGGGGCGAGUCAGCAGCCCCUGUUUGCGCAGUGCCCUCCGAAACGAAGCCGAAGGUGAAGACGAGGCCAUCGGUAUCGCCCACGGACAACACUACAAAGAACCCUGAGCGUAUCGCCGACGUCUCGCCGCCGAGCCCACCACAAGCUUCAGUCAUGGUUUCCUCGAAGAGCUUGACCUUGCUCACACGCAUGUUCACAGCAGACCCCAGUGCGCCAGGCGAAAUUUACUGGACCGAGUUCGUUUCGGCCAUGGCUGAUGCUGGUUGCUCUGUGAUGCCUGGAGGCGGCUCAUGCUUCACAUUUACGCAUGUGGGUGACAUGGGAGAAAAACAUUCCAUGGUAUUCCACCGUCCUCACCCUGAACCCAGCAUGAGCAAGGAGAGACUGAGGUCGUUUGGAAGUCGUCUGGGCAGACGCUGGGGCUGGAGUCUGGAAACCUUCGAUGUAAAGGUAUAAGGAAAGUGGUACUGGAAUCAGUUGUAUGGUGAGCAGGUCUGUUGACGUGUGGUUUAGUAGCAUGAGACAGCGCAGAGAGGUUAACGAUGCUGUCUCGGUUACACCAUGGGUUGCUGGACACAUAGAAGUGAGGAGUUGAGGAAUGGUUAGUCGUGAGCUACCCUCGCCUAUAGAUAUGUAAUUAUGCUAUUGCAAAAACCACACGUAGCGCUCG
Messenger RNA from Aureobasidium pullulans EXF-150, 3360 nucleotides. RefSeq lists its product as uncharacterized. NCBI's taxonomy places the organism in Eukaryota, Fungi, Ascomycota, Dothideomycetes, Dothideales, Saccotheciaceae. The coding region runs from base 342 to 3146 and encodes 934 amino acids. The record is from RefSeq and is a predicted model, not a curated record. The transcript is spliced from 2 exons.